CCGACAGCUUUAAUGGUCUCCCGCAGCUUCCAGUGGAUUAAUGCUCUGGCACGCAAGCGUCAAAGAAGAUUUAAAGAGCGACAGUGAAGCAGCAGCCCAGAGAUGUUCAGAGCUGUGUUCGGAAAUAGGAGAGAGGGAGGAGGGAAAGGAGGGGAGAAAAAAAAGAAUCACAAACAAUCAGGUGGGGAGGUGUACACUCACAGCACCUUGCAGAGGGCCGGUGGUCAGCGCGCCGCACACUACAGGGAUGGCGGCUGCACUGACAGCCCAUUAAAACUGAGGAGAUUAACCAAGGGCGGGUCCAUUUCCUUACCGUCCUCCCCUCUUCUCCCUCGCCAGGAAAACAUCGUUCCCUCUCAGUCAUGCAUCAAGUUGCCAGGACGGGCAAGGAAGCUGGAGUAUGUGGACGGCUCUUCCAGAGCGAGAGAACCUUCUGUUUUUGCCUCGUGCCGUGGCAAGACAGACCACAGAGACUUCCACGUGGAGCCCCAGUCUGGCUCCUCCCUCUCUACCCAGGAACUGAUGACCAGACUAUGCUUCUUAUUGGGAGAAGCAACGCCCGGCACUGCUAGCUCUCCUAUGGAGGACAGGAGGGAAAAGAAGUGUGAUACCUCCGCCCAGGGGGGGAGCCCCAGCUCCACUCUGACCUGCAGCACGGCGUCGCCUUGCUCGGGGAGCCCGUCGUCCACCCUGAGCACCGGCGCUGGGGGCCCGUCUCUGCCCCAGGCCUUACCCUUACCUUAUUCCCACUGUGGCAGCAGCACUAGUCCCAGUGGAACCCCUUCCAGCCCCGCACACAGCCCCGCACACAGCCCCGCUCGCAGUCCGGCCCCCAGCCCUGCUCCCUGUGGGGCUGCCGGUCCAAACACGGGGAGCAGCCCUGGGCCGUCUUCUCAAAGUCCCACUUCAACCCUGGAAAGCAAAGACAGUGGAAUUAUAGCAACCACCACCAGUUCCUCAGAGAAUGAGGAACGCAGCACCUCAAGUGAGAUUCUGACCAAGGACGAAGGCCCAGCGGGCGGUGCUGGAGCGAUGGGCCACACGAGCGAGGACCGCCGUCCCGGGUUGGCCAGGGACAAUCUGUCUCUCCAACCAGAUGAGGCCUUACCUAAAACCGACAUUAUGGAAUCCAGAACUCCGCCAGCACCAAAAAGACCCCUCCCACAGCACCACCUGCACAGCACUUCCUCCCAUGCGAUGCCCCGCCCCAACUCCGUGGCAGCAACGAGCUCCACUCGACUGGAGGAUCUGAGUUAUCUGGACAACCAAAGGGCUGCUGGGCACAGGAGCUCCGUACGCAAACACAACACAGCUGGACGCACAAGUGAUGACUCCAAAGGGAGACUGGUGCCAUUCAAACAAGUCGACAUCAUGCUAAAGCCACUGUUGUUCGAAGUCCCUGGAAUCACAGCAGAAACACCUUUUGUGGGCCGAGAUUGGCUCUUCACACGUCUGGAGGAGGUCCUGAGAAAAACCAGCAGCUGUGAGGGACGCGGCGCUGUCAUCGUGGGCAACGCAGGAUCUGGCAAGACUGCUAUUAUCUGGCGGCUGGUGACGCUCAGCUGUCACGGCAUGCGCACGGCGCUGGGAGGUCCCAGCAUCCCUCACAGCCCCAGCUCCUCCCCUAAAUGUGGGGAUAAGCGUGGAAAAGCAGCCUCCAAGCAGCCGGCCGAUUCCCAGCCCAGCCAGAGUGCUUCUGCGGGAGCGGGCGAUAGUGCUGCACAGAGGAAGGAGGCUGUCAGAUGCUUAGCUGCCAAGGUGGUGGCCUACCAUUUCUGCCAGGCCGACAACACCUACACCUGCCUCGUCCCAGAGUUCGUACACAGCGUCGCCGCCCUGCUGGCCAGAGCGCCGCAGCUCACCCCAUACAGAGAGCUCCUGAUACAGGAGCCUCAUCUUCAGAACACACUGAGCCUGCGCUCCUGCGUUCAAGACCCCAUCGCUGCCUUCCGGAAAGGCAUACUGGACCCCAUAGCCAGCCUGCGCAAGGAGCGCAGGCUACCGGAAGAUGACUACAUUAUUCUGGUCGACAGUCUUAACGAGGCUGAAUUCCACAAGCCAGACUACGGGGACACCAUCGCCACCUUCAUCACGAAAUUGAUCUCCAAAUUUCCACCCUGGCUGAAGCUGGUGGUCACAGUGAGGACAGGCCUGUUGGAAAUCACCACCCUUCUCCCCUUCUCGGGCAUUUCUCUGGACAUCCUGCCAGACAGCAGCGACCUGGGAGCCGACCUGAGCGAUUACAUCCAUCACCGGGUCGGCGGCAGCUCCCAGGUCGCCACGAAUGUCACCACACCGACGGGCUCGGCCCCUGACCCUCUGCUCCUCAGCAAGUUCAGCAGCCAUCUGUCAACGCGCAGCCACGGCUCCAUCCUCUACCUUCAGCUGACCCUGGAUCUGUUCCACAAAGGCCACCUGGCUCUGAAAGGAGGGAACUACCUGGUCGUGCCCGUCUCUUUGUCAGAGGUGUACCUGCUGAUGUGUCGUGUGAGCUUCCCGGACAAAGAGGUCUUUGAACGGGUGCUUCCGGUGCUAAAUGUGGCGCUGGCGUCUCUUCACCCACUGACUGACGAACAAAUGUUCAGGGCGCUGAAUGCAGGCAGUGUGAGGGGGGAGCUGGAGUGGAAGGACUUCCAGCAGAGAUUAGACAGUCUGGCUGGAUUCGUGGUUAAACGCAGAGAUGGCACGCGGAUGCUGUGUCACCCGUCCUUCAGGGAGUGGCUGGUGUGGAGGGCUGAUGGAGAAAGCACCGACUUCCUGUGCGACCCCAGGAGUGGCCACGCGCUCCUGGCUUUCAUGUUCUCCAGGCAGGAAGGCAAGUUGAACCGCCAGCAAACUAUGGAGCUCGGACACCACAUCCUCAAAGCUCACAUAUUCAAGGGUCUGAGUAAGAAGACAGGUGUGUCCUCCAGCGUUCUCCAGGCCAUGUGGGUAAACUGCAGCACAGACAGCCUAUCAGCUGCUCUGGCCUCCCUGAGGAAUCUCUACACACCCAACAUCAAGGUGAGCCGCCUCCUGAUGCUGGGCGGAGCCAGCGUGACCUGGUGCACCGAGGUGAUAGGCCACGCCCCCAUCCUGUGCGUCCACGCCCACCUUGGACACGUGGAGAUGGUGUCUCUGCUGCUCGAAAUGGGCGCUCCGGUCGACGGGGCCACGGACAACGGCGUGACGCCGCUCUGCCUGGCUGCCGCCGCGGGCCACGCCGACAUCGUCACCCAGCUGUGCAAGAAAGGAGCCAAGGUGGGCCACGCUGAUAAGAACGGGCAGUGUGCGCUGGUGCACGCCGGACUGAAAGGCCACACGGAGAUCAUCAGCAUCUUGCUGGGCCAGGACUGGGGAGCGGAGCCCCCCACUGACCCACAGCAGCAUCACGGCAGCGAGACUGGAACAGGGAAAACACAGGCUGCACAGCAGGCUGUCACGGCUGCAGCCAGUGUGGGACACACACAGGUGGUGAAAAGCUUGCUGGACUUGAAAGAUGAACAGCUGGCGGUGCAGAUGGACGCUCACGACUCACUCUGGGGAGAAACGGCGCUGAGCGCGGCAGCAGGCAGGGGGAGGCUGGAGACGUGCGCCUCUCUCCUGGAGAGGGGGGCAGGGCUGGAGAUAGCAAACCGCAGAGGGAUGGUCCCGCUGCUGGGCGCCGCCAAACAUGGACACACUCAGGUUGUGGAGCUGCUGCUGAAACAAGGAGCUGACAUCAGUGUCAGCGACAAGCAGGGUCGGACUGCCCUGACGCUGGCCGCCGCUGAGGGCCACAUGAGCACUGUUGAACUCCUGCUGUCGAAAGGCGCCUCUCUGUCCACUGCUGACCAGGAUGGCUUGACUGCACUGAGCUGGGCUUGCAUGAAGGGCCAGAAAGGUGCAGUGCAGCUCCUGGUGGAGGCAGGAGCCGACGUGAACCUGCCGGACCGACAGGGACGGACGCCGCUUGACCUCGCCGCCCUGAUUGGAGAUGCAGACACAGUGCACUGCCUGGUGGAACACGGCGCCGUACUUGAGAGAGCGGAGAACAACAGCAGCAGGGGGUCGGACCGAGUGACCGGCUGCCAGAACCCAGCGCUGGUGGCUUCGCUGCUGAAGAAAGGAUCCAAGAUGGGCUACAGGACGGCUCCACACGAUCGAUCAGGUCACGCCACGUGGGCCAUGGCUUCCUCCAAGCCAGAUAUUCUCCUCAUCCUGCUGCAGAAGCUGAUGGAGGAAGGGAACAUGCUUUACAAGAAGGGACGAAUGAAAGAGGCAGGCCAGCGUUACCAGUAUGCCCUCAGGAAGCUGCCCCGUGAGGGGCAGGGGGAGGAGCUGAAGGGGCUCAAAGACCUGCGAGUCUCGCUCUAUCUAAACCUCUCCCGCUGCCGCAGGAAAACCAACGAUUUUGGCAUCGCAGAGGAGUUUGCAACAAAAGCCCUGGAACUGAAGCCCAGGUCUUAUGAAGCUUAUUAUGCCCGAGCACGCGCCAAGAGGAGCAGCAGGCAGUUUGCUGCAGCGCUGGCAGACCUCCACGAAGCAGCACGGCUCUGCCCGUCCAACCGGGAGAUCCGGCGCCUGCUGGCACGAGUCGAGGAGGAAUGCAAACAUCAUCAGAAGACGUCCAGCAGCAGCGCGGCGCAGGGUUACAACAGGGAGCAUCACUCCCACCACCACCAAACCACAGAGGACGAUAACGACGUCUUCUCGCAGGGAAGCUUAGAGAGGCAGAUCCCAGCGGAGCGGGCCGACGGGGAGAAGGACGAAGACGAGAAGGAGGAGGAGGAGGAUGAGGAGGAGGUGAGCCUGCAGUGUGGGAAGAGUCCGGACUUCUGGCCUCUGAAUCCGUACGCCCCGAACAGGACUCUCCCCGGAGGCGUGGCCUUCGGCUUGGCGGAUCAGUCGCCAAGUUUCGCCCAGGAGGAAUUCGUGCAGAACCAGCUGUUUCUGGACAUGAACGAGCCCGUCGCUGCCGCCGGCAGGCAGACCCAGAAUCAGGGCACCAGGACUCAUCACCACUGCCACUCCCUCCAGACGGGCAGCAGAGUCGGGGGCAGGCCUCUCUCUCUGUGCGGCCCCUCUAGUCCUCUGCCAGGCAGGCACAUCUCCACCUCCUUGAGGCCCGCGCCGGUCAUGGGUAUCGACAUUGGCCCCGGCUCGGCCAAUGAGCACUCAGCACACAGCCCCACAGAGCACUUUCACCCCAUGUCCCCCAACAGCUCCUCCCCACCUGGACCUCUGCACAUGUACCAGCCCCGCUCCUCCAGCUUCUCCAGGGGCUCCGACAGACUCUCCACCCACUCCAUGGCCCUGGACAGCCUGGCUCUCGCUCUUGGCUCUGGUAUGGAGGUCAGGAGGGAGGGUGGUGGUGGUGGAGGAGGAGGAGGAGGAACAGCUGGCUCGAGGGGUUCCAGCUCCAGCCAGGCCUCGAGUGGGAACCUUUCAGACGGAGGCAGGCCGCAGGCUCCAGAAGCCCCGUGCCCCAUCAAGAGCAGCGGCAGCUUCAAGACGAAACCCGAGCUCAAGCCCCGACCCUUCAUGGGGGUCAUGGACAAAGCCGUGCGAGUCCAGGGCCAGCAGACCCCCGGCCUGAGCCGGCAGGGCGGAGGGGGAUCCGGGGUGGAGAGCUUCAGCAUGUCAGUCAUGGAGUUCCAGGGACUGAACAAUGAGUUUAAGCGUGCCUCGUUCCAGGAGCAGCUCUCGGUGAGCCAGAGCGGCAGCCAGCAGCAGGGCCGGGAGUUUGGGGACCGACUCCACCAGCGAGAGGCCCGCGGGACCACCACCUCCUCCUCCUCCCAGCUCCGCUUUCCCGAGGGGAGGCACAGACAGGCGAGCCUAACAAGAGACAACCCGGCCCUGCACAUGGCCCCCAUCAAACCCAAGCGCUCGUUUAUAGAGUCCAACGUCUGAGUUUAGUCGAUCAAAGCACACACACACACACACACACACACACACACAAGAAGGU
Salarias fasciatus (jewelled blenny) is the source of this 5929-nucleotide messenger RNA. Its product is annotated as protein TANC1-like. The transcript is spliced from 30 exons. The coding region runs from base 103 to 5874 and encodes 1923 amino acids. The record is from RefSeq and is a predicted model, not a curated record. NCBI's taxonomy places the organism in Eukaryota, Metazoa, Chordata, Actinopteri, Blenniiformes, Blenniidae. Gene Ontology annotation, molecular function: protein binding.